AUGGAAACUGUGUAUGCUUCCAAUUGCCAUACUACUAGAAGAAAUCUUUGGAACAACCUCUCCCAAAUUUUAUCUGAUCAUGCUUUGCUUUGGUGCAUUGUUGGGGACUUCAAUGCCAUUCAAGGAGCUCAUGAGCAUCAAGGCAGCCACAAUCCUAAUAGAGUUCACAUGAUGGAUUUUUCAAAUUGGUCCAAUGGAAAUAAUCUAUUAGACAUUCCUUCUAAAGGAAAUUAUUUCACUUGGUCCAAUGGUAAGGUGGGAAGAGAUUUCAUUCAAAGAAGAUUGGACAGAUCUUUUUGCAAUCAAUUAUGGAUUUCUAGUGCCACCAUUAUGAAUGUUUCCACUCUGAAUAGGCUUAAAUCUGACCACUUUCCUCUUCUGCUGGAGUUCAGCUUCUCACACGUUCAGCAUAUCUCCAACUUCAGAUUCCUUGGGAUGUGGAUUUUGCAUGACAGUUGUGAAGCCCUCGUCAAGAAAGUCUGGUCCACUCAGGUCAUUGGUUGCCCAAUGCAUAUUCUAACUCAGAAAUUAAAAAUCAUAAAGUCUGAGCUAAAAACUUGGAACAAGCAGGAGUUAACUGCUCAAAAGAACCUGGAGAAACUCCUCAUCAUGGAAGAAUCUUUCUGGAAAGACAAUGCAAAGAUCAAAUGGCAUUUGGAGGGAGAUAGAAAUACAUCAUAUUUUCAUAAAUGUGCUAAGAUCAGACAGGCAAAGAACACCAUAACCCACAUUAGAACCAAUGAUGGAAUGUUACAUGAUCCUGAUGCUAUGGCAGCUCAUGCUGUCAAUUAUUUCACUAAUCUUUUUUGUUUUGCAGGUGAUCAAAUCAAUGACUUCUCCAUGGUAGAUGAGGUCAUCCCUGACCUGGUGAAUGCUGACAUGAACAGAUUCCUAACCAGUAUCCCUUCUGAAGAGGAAAUUAAAAAUGCGGUUUUCAAGUUGAACAAGGAUGGUGCCCCUGGUCCAGAUGGUUUUGGAGGGAUAUUCUACCACACCUAUUGGAGUAUCAUAAAGAAAGAGGUUAUUGAUGCGGUAAUUCAGUUUUUCAAAACAGGUUGGAUAUUGCCUAAGUAUAACUCCAACAAUAUUAUUCUUCUGCCUAAGCACAAGGAAGCUGACACUAUGGAGUCUUUCAGAACAAUCGCCCUUGCCAACUUCAAAUUCAAAAUUCUAUCCAAGAUCUUGAGUGAUAGGCUUGCAACUCUCAUGCCCUCACUUAUUUCUGUUGAGCAACGUGGAUUCAUAAAAGGCAGAUGUAUAAAAGACUGUAUCUGCACUGCAUCUGAAGCUAUCAACCAUCUUCACAACAAAGCUUUUGGUGGUAACAUGGCCCUAAAAGUGGACAUUACAAAGGCCUUUGAUACUAUUAAUUGGAACUUCCUGCUGCAUGUUCUUCGUAGUUAUGGUUUCAAUCAUGUUUUUUGCAGCUGGAUCAAAAGUAUUCUACAUUCUGCUUACCUAUCAAUUUCCUUUAAUAGAGCUUCCAAAGGGUUCUUCAAUUGUAAGAGAGGGGUGAGGCAGGGUGACCCCGUCUCUCCUCUUCUUUUCUGUCUUUCCCAAGACGUUCUUAGCAGGAGUAUUACCAAGCUUAUCACUAUUGGGAACCUCAAGCUUAUCAAAACCAGCAACAACUUAGUUAUUCCUUCUCAUGUCAUGUACGCGGAUGACAUCCUCAUUUUCUGCAAAGCUUCGAUCUCUAAUGUCAAUUCUUUAACUUCUCUUUUCACAAGAUAUUAUAAGAUUUCUGACCAAUUUGUGAAUAGCUCCAAAUCUUCUCUUUUUCCUAGCUGCAUCAGCAACUCCAAGAUUCAAAAUAUUCUUAACAAAACUGGUUUUUCUAAAGGCUCUCUCCCUUUUAUGUAUCUCGGUGUGCCCUUGUUUAAAGGUAAGCCCAAGACAAUUCAUUUGAGACCGAUUGCGGAUAGGAUUUUGGCCAAAAUGGCAGGGUGGAAAGGUUCGACACUGUCUAUGGCGGGAAGAGUUUGCUUGGUUAAAUCUAUUAUUGAAGGGAUGCUGAAUCACACUAUUGCAAUUUAUGAUUGGCCUGUAGCUAUUUUGAAGGAGAUUGAGAAAGCAGCGAGAAAUUUCAUUUGGUCUGGCUCCACGGUCAAGAGAAAAAUCUGUGUUGCUGCUUGGAAUAAAAUUUGCAGACCUAAGCUUCAUGGAGGUUUAGGGAUAAGAUCUCUUUUAAGAAUAAAUGAAGAUUCUAAUCUUCGGUUGGCCUGGGAUAUUAGAAAUAGUGUAGAGCAGUGGGCUGUCAUCCUCAUAGCCAGGGUUCUUAAAGGUUUUGGAACGAUAAACUACCACAUUUUCUCUUCAAUUUGGUCAUCUAUUAAAGCUGAGUGGCCUACUUUGAUUCGGAACUGCGCUUGGAUAUUGGGCAAUGGUUCGAACAUCAAUUUUUGGCUAGAUAACUGGUGCGGGAAUCCGCUGGUCCUGAGCACGUCUGUGGAAUUUCUAAACCUUCACGACAUCUCCCUCAAGUCUAAGGUCAGAGAUUUUAUUCAUGACAGCUCUUGGAACAUUCCUUUAAUUUGGUCAGAUUUGUUCCCUUUUUUAGAGCAUAAACUCAACCCAAAUCUUCUCAGUAACUUGGAGGUGGAAGACAUUUGCAUAUGGCCUCACUGUACAUCUGGAAUUUUAACCCUUCAAGAGGCUUAUAAAUUCAAAAACCCUUCUGCACCUAUAGUCUGGACCAAGGCUGUUUGGAAUAAGGACAUUCCUCCUUCAAAAUCUAUCUUCGUUUGGAAGCUGAUGAUGAAUAAACUUGCCACUGAUGAUAAUCUGACUAUAAGAGGAUGUAAUAUUGUUUCUAUUUGCAGCUUAUGCAGAUCCUCUUUGGAAACAGCAUAA
Messenger RNA from Vicia villosa (hairy vetch), 2853 nucleotides. RefSeq lists its product as uncharacterized. The record is from RefSeq and is a predicted model, not a curated record. The transcript is spliced from 2 exons. Bases 1 to 2853 code for a protein of 950 amino acids. Lineage: Eukaryota; Viridiplantae; Streptophyta; Magnoliopsida; Fabales; Fabaceae.